GCGGGUUGUACAUGGGACAUGUUCAAGAAUCUAGUCCGUGACAAGUACUACCCUUCCUACUAUCGGGCAGAGAUGGAGCGCCAGUUCCUAGCGCUUCAGCAGGGCACUCGUACUGUUGAUGAGUACGAGCGAGAGUUCACCAGGCUUGCAGGUUUUGCACCGGAUCUUGUUCGCACGGAGGCCCAGAGAGCGCGGCGGUUCAUUGACGGACUUUACCCAGCAGUCCGUCAUAACAUCGUAGGCUACGGGACACAGACGUACGCACGAGCAGUCUCCAUCGCCCAGGAGGUGGACGCUAGCAUCAGGAGGGAGGCAGUCCGUGAUCGUGCUCAGCCAUCCGCCCCAGCUCAGCCAGUUGCAGUUCCACCAGCUCUACCAUCUACCCAGCCGCCAAAGAACAACAAGAGGAAGGGGAAAGGUGCCCCGACAGAUAAGAGGACCCGACGGAGGCUACAGCAGAUUCCACCAUGCCCGACUUGUGGUCGACUUCAUAGGGGAGAGUGUCGCGCAGGACAAGAUAUCUGCUACUAUUGCCAGGAGCCGGGACAUUAUGCGAGUCGCUGUCCGAAGAGAUUCCAGCAGCAGCCUCAGCAACCACUACAGCAGCAGCAGCCACAUCAGCAAGCACAGAGGCCGCCUCAGCAGCAGCAACAGCAGCAGAGGGGCAGGCAGCAGGCCAGGGUUUACGCGGUCGAUCAGGCGGAGGCAGCUCAGCAGCCAGGUACUAUGUCCGGGAUGGUUGUUCUCAAUGAUAUUCCUGUGUUUGCGUUAUUUGAUACUGGAGCGACGCAUAUCUUCAUUUCACGACGAUGUCUCGAUACCAUCAGAGUUCAUGCCGUUACCGCUGUCGAUCCUCUCGAGGUGA
This is a messenger RNA of Striga hermonthica, 865 nucleotides long. Lineage: Eukaryota; Viridiplantae; Streptophyta; Magnoliopsida; Lamiales; Orobanchaceae. The record is from the annotation of a GenBank genome assembly.